UUUGUCUCCUGGCGCCCGACAGUCACGGUAGUGCAUUUCGCUGAAAUUACAAACAUACAUCUGUUUAAGCACUUUGAUUAGCCGCUGCCUCAGCGAGACCGUCACGCCGCGUCGCAGUCAGUCGUUUUCCCUGCAGAGGGCCUGCUUCUUGCCCGGCUGACAGCGCUGGGCGUGGCUUGACAUGACAGCCGCUCUGGAGGAGGACGUGCGGGCACGCCAGGCGUCGGCAGAUGGCAGCGUCAUGCUCCAAGAUGAGCUGGACCAAACCGACCUCACACCGACAUCAGCGCCGGCUGUGACGCGAGUGCCACUCCAUGGACCUGUGGAUUCGCAAGAUGUUAUGUGCGCCAAGGUUAUUUUCGCGCUGUGCGGCAGCGUGUUCCCCCACCCUCUGCUAUUGGCGCAGCAAAUCCUCGGUAUCGAGGACCAGGACUUCCCCGAGUUCCAGUUGAACGUCGCGGAGGCUGGGAACAAUUGCAUCGACAUCCUGGCGGCAUACCUGACCAACUUGAGAGUGAUGCAGAUGGAGGACGAGCCCAACCCCGCCGUGUCGCUGGCCAUGAUUCAACCCCGGCACACGGCUACUGUCGCCUCCGUCGCGGCCAAGGCGCGCGACCUGCUGUGUGAGCUGGCUUCGGCCCGCGCGACGGUCAAACCGCGCAAGGCGCCUAAGAACAAGGCCAUCGAGUCGGCAGCGCGCGCCGCUGCCGCCGCGGCGACCACCUCGUCCGCCACCUCCUCCGGCCCGCAGUCGGCCACGAGCACUGCCACCACGUCCGCCUCCGCUGCCACGUGCUCGUCAGACGCCACAGGCGGCUCGACCAUCGUCAGCGGCACUGGGGCUGCCAUUGACGCUGAUGGCGAGCACCACGGCUCGCAGGGAGGCUGCGCAGCGCUGUUUUGCGAGGACGCGGCCGGCAGCGAGAGCAACGACGAGGCCGACAGCGUGGGCGGUCACCAGGACACCUCUCGGUCGGAGGGCGAUGUGCCGCCCACCGCCAGGGAGGAGGAGGAGCGGCUGCUGGUGGCGCUGCAGGGCCCCGCGGCGGCGGAGGAGACGCUCAAGAUGGCGCGUGCGCGACCGGCAGGUUGCAAGAGUGGCUCGACCUCGGGAGCCGAGCAGCGCCCCGGCGAGACCUGCGCCAAUGCAGCUUCCAGCGGCAGCAACGGCUCCUCAGCGCUGCACAGCGGCCCGGGCGGCAACGGUGGCGGCUCCCUGGCGGGCAGCCCCCGCGCGCCUCCGCCCGCGCCGCCUCCCGCCCGCACCACCAGCGCCAUGGCUCAAUACGCCGCUGCUGGCGGCGUUGGCGGCGGCCCAGCUUCUAGCCGCCACAGCCAGGACCUGCCCGGUGGCCGCGCACAGCGAACCGGCAACGGCAUGACCGGCGGCGCCGCGGCGGCAGCUGCCGUCAGUGCCAGCAACUUGCAGACGGCCCUAUCCUGCCCCGUGACGGGGCUGCCCGAGAUGCUGGGCGGGGGUGCGAGCGGCAACGGCAAUACGCCGCCGGGUAGCUCUAUUGGCCACCCGGCAGGUGGCCACCAUCAGCCGGGUCAGCACGGCCCUCGCCGCGGCGGCCCGGGCGCGCAACAGCAGCAGCACCAGGGCGCGGGACAGGGCGGCGCGCACUUCGGCGGCCAGGGUCAGGGCCCGCCCGGCCAAGGGCAGGGCAUGCACGGCGGCCACGGCGGACGGCGGGGCGGCGGUGGCAUGGGCGGCAACGGCUCCGCGCGCGGCUCGCCGACGCCGCCUGCCGGCCACGGCGCCGCCUCUGUCCAGCAGCAGCUCCAGCAGCAGCAGCUGGCGGUGGCGCAACUCCUCGGCCUGCGCAACGCGGCUGCGUACGGCUCCGCGGCCAACAACAGCGCCGCCACAUACAACAAUCUGAUGGCACUGCAGGGCGCAUACGGCGCUGUCGGCGGCCUGGGCGCGUACGGGCCGGCCGCCGCCGCUGCCGCAGCAGCAGGCCGGUUGGACCUGAACUCCAUGGCCGCCACGACGGCGGCGCUGGAGCUGGCGGCGGCGCAGCAGGCAGCGGUGCUCAACAACGCCGUUAACGCCGCCGGCAUGCACCAGUUCGGCGGCUACGGUGGCGCUGGCGGGUUUGGCGGCCAGCCAGGCGGUCUGCAGAAUCACCUGGGAUCUCUCGCCGGGCAGCUUGGCGGCGCUGCCGGGAUGGGCGGGAUGGGCAACCCCGGCAACCUCAUGCACCACCAAGCACAGCUGCAGCAGCAGCACUCGCAGCAGCACCAGCAGCAGCAACAGCAGCAGGCGGCUGCGGCUGCGGCCGCGCUCCUGCAGCAGUCGGGCGGCAUGAUGCUGGGUGACUCAAUGAAGGGUGCUGGCGGCGCCUCCGACUGGAGCAACAUUCUGCUCCAGGCACAGCUGGCCGCCGGCUCCCUGGCUUAGCAAGCCCAGUUGACGUGAGG
This is a messenger RNA of Chlamydomonas reinhardtii, 2427 nucleotides long. RefSeq lists its product as uncharacterized. Bases 182 to 2407 code for a protein of 741 amino acids. Lineage: Eukaryota; Viridiplantae; Chlorophyta; Chlorophyceae; Chlamydomonadales; Chlamydomonadaceae. The record is from RefSeq and is a predicted model, not a curated record. The transcript has 5 exons.